Molecule: messenger RNA, 414 nt
Organism: Penicillium taxi
Lineage: Eukaryota; Fungi; Ascomycota; Eurotiomycetes; Eurotiales; Aspergillaceae
Exons: 1
Coding region: 1-414 (137 amino acids)
Source: RefSeq, a predicted model, not a curated record
AUGGCUUCCUGGGAUCCUUGUGGUGCUUUCCUUGGGCGGCCACGUUUCCUCCCUAUAGAUGACGCUUUCGAUCCGGUUUUCCCCCCUUUGGUCUUGCGCUCCUUUAUUGCUACGCUCGUUGUUGUCUUCGUUAUACUGUUAUUCGGCCCUCCGUUACUAGGGCCUGUUUCCUUAUCGUCCUGCAGUAUAGGGCCGCUACCCCCGGAGCUGCCUCCACUUAAGUCUAUUGACUCCUAUGGUGUUCCCCACGAACUGGUGGAGGAGACCUCGAGAUGGCUUAGUGGCAUUUUCACGCUAAAGUAUGCCGGCACAGGAUGGUAUCUACCUCUCUGCUUAGCUGACUGGUUGACGUGUUCUACCUCUACCUUUCUUAUCUCGCAGUCUUGGCUCCACGUAGUAUAUACGCCCUUGUAG